GGAGGAGAAGGAAAGUGAUCCGAGAGGAGGAAUGAGAUCUGGAGGAGUCGCGCUGCUUUCACUCAUCUCUUACCGGGGAGCCGUCCGCCUCUCCUCCUCCUCCUCCUCAUCCUCUCCGGGUUAUCCUCUAACUUUCUCCUCCAGCCUGAAGGAUUGGGAGUAAACUUGGACCUGGGAGAGUUGCGGAAUGUGAGAACGCUGCGUUUCCUGCUCCGCUGUAAACCACCGAUUCAGACUUUAUUUCCCCUCUCUGACCCGAGACCUGAACAUGGCCAUCAACACGGACACCGACUUCCUCAAGUCCAGCUUGGGAGAGGGAGGCGGCGGCGGCGCGCAGUCCGCGGACUUCCACGAGACGGAGAAGCUGCUGGCGGUGACCACCGAGCCGGGGGGCACCGGGAUGAAGCUGUCCACCUCCUUCACCGCCAGCGCGGCCGGGGACAAGGGCCCGGAGGCCGACCUGAACGGCCACGGCGUGGCGGUGCGCUCGGGCUCCGCCGGGCAGCUGGCCGCCGCCGCCCCCCUCUCCCCCUCCAAGGCCAGCCUGAGCCGCUCCUCCACCGGGAACGCCACCGUGCAGGAGAGCCCCAAGCCCCGGGACUACCUCAUCCUGGUCAUCUUCUCCUGCUUCUGCCCCGUGUGGCCCGUCAGCAUCGUGGCUCUGGUCUACUCCAUCAUGUCUAGAAACAGCCUCCAGGCCGGGGACAUCGAUGGAGCCCGGAGGCUGGGCCGUCUGGCCCGUCUGCUCAGCAUCGUCUCCAUCGUCCUGGGCGUGGUCAUCAUCGUCGUCUACAUCUCAAUUUCAGUAACUCAGCACUGACAUGGACGCCCGAAAGGAAGAAAAAAAUGAAGCAGAAUCCACCAAUAAGACAAGGAAGAAACUCCAUUCCAAAAAAAAAAAAAAACGAUGCUCUUCAUAACUUUACGUCAUGCUGUAAUUCCAUUAUGUCUGCCCACAAAAAGCAAAAUAAGAAGGCGACUCAUGAAGAGACCGUCGUGCAGCGAGCAAACCAGUGAAAAACCCUUCAGAGAUGCAUGCAGUAGAAUCCAGUAACAUUUGCUUGACAAGAAUCACAGAAAUCCAAAUGUAAGUCACUCAGGCGUGGACAGAGGACGAAGAAAAUGUCCGUCUGCGUGUCGCCAGAAGGACUCAGUGACGAUUCUGUCUGGACUUCUGAGAAAGAAGAGGACAGGAGAGCCAGCCGUUCCUUUUUACGGGAUUCCAUUGGACAAAUGAAAAAAAACGCAAAACAGCUUCAAGGUUUUGUCCUUUAAACUUUGGACGGCUUCAUGUAAUCCUCAUGUAUUCUUCACCGAACCUCUGCAUUCAAAGUAUAUACAGCUGCAAAUAUAUUUGACAUCAUGAUGUAUGAAUCUAUAGAAAUCUACACACUGUAUAUGUAACAUUUUCUAAGACGUUUGUAUGCCAAGUGGUGCUGGGUUUGUUAAGACUGUCACAAUAAUGGCUGCCUGGACGGCAUUCGAUCCGUGGAAAUUCAAGGGUUC
Salarias fasciatus (jewelled blenny) is the source of this 1506-nucleotide messenger RNA. It is a transcript of the gene trarg1a, whose product is annotated as trafficking regulator of GLUT4 (SLC2A4) 1a. The record is from RefSeq and is a predicted model, not a curated record. Gene Ontology annotation, cellular component: membrane. The coding region runs from base 269 to 820 and encodes 183 amino acids. The transcript has 3 exons. Lineage: Eukaryota; Metazoa; Chordata; Actinopteri; Blenniiformes; Blenniidae.